UCACUUCAAUGGCCGUGCUUCAGUUUCAGUCUGAUCCCAAUUCCCACCCGACUAUUUUCAUUUAAUUUCUCAACGGAAUCCCAUCUCAACAUGCGCACCGCCGUUCGGUGCGUACCCAUUUUACUGAUUCUGGCCGUUUUCUCGGCCGUUCAUGCCUGCCCACCGUCGGAACGGGCAGCUCUUCUGGCUUUCAGAGCUGCCCUUCAUGAGCCUUAUUUAGGAAUCUUCAACUCUUGGACCGGAGAUGACUGCUGCAACCGAUGGCACGGCAUAAGCUGCGACCAGGUGACUCACCGGGUUGCUGACAUUAACCUCCGAGGGGAAGCCGAGGAUCCGAUUUUCGAACGGGCUCACCGAACUGGUUAUAUGACCGGUUAUAUUUCUCCUGCCAUUUGCAAGCUUACUCGUCUCUCUAGCGUUAUUAUUGCCGAUUGGAAGGGUAUCACCGGCGAGAUUCCGAGAUGUAUAACCUCCUUGCCGUUCCUUAGGAUUCUAGACCUCAUUGGUAACCGUAUCUCUGGCGACCUUCCGGCGGAUAUCGGUCGUCUCCGCCGACUCACGGUUCUGAACGUUGCGGACAAUUUGAUUUCCGGUUCAAUUCCAGCGUCGCUUACGGCGCUUCCGAAUUUAAUGCACCUGGACCUCCGAAACAACAAAAUCUCUGGUCCGUUACCCAGAAAUUUCGGGAAUCUGAGAAUGCUGAGCCGGGCUUUACUGAGCCGGAACCAGAUCUCCGGCUCACUUCCCGAUUCUAUUUCGAAGAUCUACCGUCUCGCGGACCUGGAUCUUUCUCAGAACCAACUAUCGGGUGUGAUCCCCAGUUGGAUCGGCAGAAUGGCGGUUCUGGCUACAUUGAAUCUGGACGGCAACAAAUUCUCAGGCAGCAUUCCGCCGAGUAUUUUAGUUUCGGGAAUAAGCGAUUUGAAUUUAAGCCGAAACUAUCUAAGCGGAAACGUACCAGAUGUUUUCGAGCAAAGUUCGUACUUCACAGUGCUGGAUUUGUCGUACAAUAACUUGAAGGGGACAAUUCCAAAGUCGGUAUCGGAAGCUUCAUAUAUCGGACAUUUGGAUUUGAGCCACAACCAUCUGUGUGGGCCGAUACCGAGCGGAGCGCCGUUCGAUCAUUUGGAAGCAGCAUCAUUUGUUUUCAACGACUGUUUAUGUGGGAAACCGCUCAAAGCUUGUUAGAAGUUUCGGUUCGGAAGCUUAUAAUUAAAUUCAUGUUUGUAUUAUUAUGUAUAACAACUCCAAAAUCUUUUGCCUUUUAAAAGCUUUUUCCUUUUUACAACUCAUUGAUUAUUAUCAUAAUAUUCUGUGUCUAUUUGAUAGAGGCAAAUUUGGUAGUGAUCGAGUGAAGUGCAUGAUAUUAGAGUGAAAAUAAGACUAAAUAUCAUUGCAUUAUAGUUGAUAGUGAUAUGAUUGGAAACUGGGUCUUAGUUUGGGUCAUACCUUCAAAAAAAAAAAAAAAAAUAGUAAAAUAAGUAGUUUUUUCUUUUAAUUG
Messenger RNA from Benincasa hispida (wax gourd), 1501 nucleotides. RefSeq lists its product as uncharacterized. Gene Ontology annotation, molecular function: protein binding. The record is from RefSeq and is a predicted model, not a curated record. NCBI's taxonomy places the organism in Eukaryota, Viridiplantae, Streptophyta, Magnoliopsida, Cucurbitales, Cucurbitaceae.